AUGUCUGAUCUAUUGCCAUUAGCUACUUACAACUUGAAAGUUGAGCCUUACACUCCAACUCCCGCCAUUGAUGUAACCGUUCCAGUGACAGUCAGAAUCACUUUGGCCGCUGUGGAUCCCGAGGCUGUUGACGAGGAAGACAAACCUUCGACUUUGAGAAUCAUCAAAAGAAACCCAGAUUUCGACGACGAUGAGGAUGAUCUGUUGGGCGGUGACUUUGACGAGGACGAGCUAGACGACGAGUCCGAAGAGGAAGAGGAAGAGCCUGAGGCCGUGCCAGAAAAGUCCAGCAAGGCUAAGAAGAGCAAGAAACAGCAGAAGCAACAAGAGGAAGAAGAAGAAGAGGAGGAGGAUGAGGAGGUUGACGAAGACGAAGAAGAUGACGAGGACGAUGAGGAAUUCCAGGAAUACGUUGUGCUGACUUUGUCUCCAAAGGUGCAAUUCCAGCAGACGCUGGAUUUGGUUAUCGCCCCCGAAGAAGAGGUCCAAUUUGUUCUCACUGGCUCGUACCCCAUCCACUUGACCGGUAACUAUGUCAAGCACCCUUUUGAUCAACCACAGUACGGCGACGAGGACUCUGAGGAGGACUCCGAGGACUACGACAGCGAGGAUUACGACCUGACCCCAGAUGAGGACGAGAUCCUAGAUGAUUUGGAGGAUGUUAGUGACGUCGAGGGCCGCAUUGAAGAGCUUGUCCAACAGGAGCAAGAACAGAAGUCCAAGAACAACAAGAGAAAACAAGAACCAGAGGUCGAAGAGGAGGUUGCUGAAGUGGCUCCCAAAGCCGCCAAAAAGGCCAAGAAAGUAGAAUCCAAGAAGGAAGAACCCAAGAAGGAGGAGUCUAAAAAGGACAAGAAGGAGAAGAAGGUUGAGUUCAAGAAAGACCUCGAAGAGGGUCCUUCCAAGCCAGCCAAGGAAGAAAAGAAACCCAAAACUCAGGCCCUAGAAGGUGGUAUUAUCAUCGAGGACCGUGUCGUCGGUAAGGGCAAGGCUGCCAAGAAGGGUUCCAAGGUUGGCAUGAGAUACAUCGGUAAGUUGAAGAAUGGCAAGGUCUUCGACAAAAAUACCAGCGGCAAGCCUUUCAACUUCAACCUUGGCCGCGGCGAGGUCAUCAAGGGCUGGGACAUCGGUGUUGCGGGCAUGGCUGUCGGUGGUGAGCGUAGAAUCGUCAUCCCAGCUCCUUACGCUUACGGCAAGCAGGCGCUACCUGGCCUUCCAGCCAACUCCGAAUUGACUUUCGACGUCAAGCUAGUGUCUAUGAAGUAA
Messenger RNA from Lachancea dasiensis, 1266 nucleotides. NCBI's taxonomy places the organism in Eukaryota, Fungi, Ascomycota, Saccharomycetes, Saccharomycetales, Saccharomycetaceae. The record is from the annotation of a GenBank genome assembly.